This is a messenger RNA of Oreochromis aureus, 5179 nucleotides long. RefSeq lists its product as uncharacterized. Gene Ontology annotation, molecular function: protein binding. The transcript has 20 exons. The record is from RefSeq and is a predicted model, not a curated record. The coding region runs from base 1972 to 4848 and encodes 958 amino acids. NCBI's taxonomy places the organism in Eukaryota, Metazoa, Chordata, Actinopteri, Cichliformes, Cichlidae.
GUAAGAGACUUUUGACACUUUGUUUGGAUAAUUCAUUAUUGUAGGUGCCCAUUUUUAAUGCGUGUUGUUGGACUUUUUUAGUGUGACCACGAGUUUUAAUGGAGGAAUUGAUCAAGCUCUAGAUCGACUGCACACAGGGAAAUGGAUCAAUAUUGUAGGUAUAUUGGGUGUUUGUUUUAGAUCUGUGAUUUUGAAUGGUUUAAUAAAACUGAUAUUCUAUUGGGUAACAUUUUCGAUAAUUUUGUUUGUGUUUUGCAGCUGUUGUUGUGCUUUUUCUGCUGUCCUUUUUUUUUGUUCUUUUUGGUUGAUUUGUGAUUUUGUUUUGGUUAGUCCAUCCAGCCGUAAAGGCUGUUAAUGAUUGGGAAUGAGUCUUGUAAGGCGAACUAACCUCUCUUUUUUUGUUUUUUGUUUGUGAAACCUCCCUUUAUAACCCAGAUUGCAUGCCAUGCAUAGCACUGAUUCCCAGCUGUGCUGAGACCUGAAUCGUUUGCAGUGUGUGCCCACAGGUAAAUUGAUUGCAGUGUCUCUAAGCCGGGUGUGACGGUUUGCAGUGUCGUGUUAUUUUUUGCACCUUUUGUCAUUGCUGUGCAGGCAGGAAAAAGACCCAAAAUGCAGGCUCACGGAGGCUGAACUUGAACUCAAAAACCUCAGCUUUAUUGUUUGCAAAAGACAAAACAGAAACUACACUGGGAAGACUAGAAACGGUGCAUGAAAACAGAACACACAGGUAAGAAUGAGGGACGAGGCGAUGACGAGCAGGGGAAGACAGACACUAAAUACAAGAGGUCAACAGGACCAAGGGGAAACAGCUGGGAGACACGGCUGACACAGACGAGACGGGGGAGCGGGAAUUACUGAAUACACUGACAUAAGGCAAAGACCUUCAAAGUAAAACAGGAAACUCAACGCACAGGCAAAGACACAGACUCAGAGACACGGGCUUUACACAGAGACCUGACUGAACUGGAACAGAGAGACUACAGAACAAAACCUAACAACUUAACAGAAUACAUAACCAGAACAAACAAGAACAUAAGAUAAUAUUAAUAAAUACAAACCACUGAGUCAUCAGACUCAGGACCAUGACACUUUUGGUUUGGUAGGUCUUGUGCAGCUGGAAUAUUAGUAGGAUGUGUUGUAAGUCCCGUCUGGGAAUAAAUGAGAAAACGUAUGUUCAGUUGAUGUAAUAAAAAAAUUAUCAGUUUAUUUCUUUGCUAUUUUCUUCGACACCUUUGUGCUCGGCUACAUUUUAGCGUUGUUCCGAACAGGAUUCAAGUGAGUGGCAAUUUUGUUCUUUCUUUAUUUUUUGGAGUUGUUUUGUAAGGACAGCAGGGACAGGUUUGUAGAUUGCAGUGAAGGAGCAGCCAGGUCUCGAUUGCAAUCAUGGAGGAAAAUGAGCAACAAUCAAUGGCCCAACGUAUAGAGGAGUUGGAGAAUGAACUUAGAGACUGGAAAAAGGCAUCUGUGGGUACAGAGAGGCCCUCAACUUCAACACGAGCUACAGGAAGUGAAUCAGAGACUGUGAGACACAAUCCUGUGGUAUAUGUACAACAGGAUAGAACGUAGCCAACUUUUUCAGGGAAGUUGGAUAAUAUGGGCUCACUGACUCUAGAUGAGUGGAUUGAGCAAAUGAGAGACUUUGUGCGUACUUUCAAGCUGGCGAGGCGUGAUUGCGGAUGCCACUCAGGUGUGUCCAUCUCCCUCGCAGCCCCCAACAGUAAGUUACAGUAAGUUUUGUUUUGUCUGUUUUGUUUCUUUUCCAUGACCUUUCCAGUGACCAAGUAUUUCUUAGUGACGUGUCACAACUCUUUACAGCUGAAUUUAAAGGGCUGGUUUCAGGAUUGAUUUGAAAAAAAUGAAACUGAAACCAGUGAAUCUGCACCAGAGAAGAGCAGAGUGUGGAGAAAGCAGCAGCUCGCACAGUGGAGCAUCGAGAUACGGAGGUGUGUGCAGACACCCAACUUAUCCAACAUGAACGUUCAGGUUUGCCACUGCGGUUGGACAAAACGUACAACUUACCACGGCUUGAGAGUUCACCAGGGAAAGAUGGGAUGCACGCCAAAGGGAAUGAGGAUCCCUCAAAGUGAACAAUUCAGGUUCUCUCAUAAACCGAGCUACAAUGAACCUCAAAUCAAAAUAAAAGAGCCUUUUGUGGAUGACUUAGAGAGUUCUGUCUUUGAGACUCCACAGCGCUCUCGUCUAACUACUGAAAUUGAAGAUUCCAGAGCUCGUCCAGUUCUGCAAUCUUCUAUUGGUGGACAGCAGACACCCAACUUAUCCGACAUGAAUUUUCAGGUUUGUCACUGCGGUUGGACCAAAUAUACAACUUACCAUGGCUUGAGAGUUCACCAGGGAAAGAUGGGAUGCACGCCAAAGGGAAUGAGGAUCCCUCAAAGCGAACAAUCCAGGUUCUCUCAUAAACCGAGCUACAAUGAACCUCAAAUCAAAAUAAAAGAGCCUUUUGAGGAUGACUUCAAGAGUUCUGCCUUUGAGACUCCACAGCGCUCUCAUCAAACUACUGAACUUGAAGAUUCCAGAGCUCGUCGAGUUCUGGACUUUUCUGUUGGUGGACAGCAGACACCCAACUUAUCCAACAUGAACGUUCAAGUUUGCCACUGCGGUUGGACCAAAUAUACAACUUACCACGGCUUGAGAGUUCACCAGGGAAAGAUGGGUUGCACGCCAAAGGGAAUGAGGAUCCCUCAAAGUGAACAAUCCAGGUUUUCACAUAAACCAAGCCACAAUGAACCUCAAAUCAAAAUAAAAGAGCCUUUUGUGGAUGACUUCGAGAGUUCCGUCUUUGAGACUCCACAGCGCUCUUAUCAAACUACUGUGACCUGGUUUGAAGAUUCCAGAGCUCGUCAAGUUCUGGACUUUUCUAUUGGUGGACAGCAGGUGGCACAGUUCUUGGAGAUUCCUAGGACCACAGUUCAGCCAUCAAUAAUCAGUCUUAAAGAGAAAGAAAAGGAGAAAGCCUGGGAGAAAGAGAAGAAGGCCAAAAAACUACAAAAGAUACUCAACUCUUCCAAAAUGAGCCUUCAGGUUUGCCACUGUGGCUGGUCCAAUAUAACAAGUUACCAUGGCCUCAAAUUUCACCAGGGAAAGAUGGGAUGUACACCAAAGGGAAUGAGGAUCCCUGAACGUGCACAAUUCAGUUACAUUCCUACAGUGACCAUCCUAAAUCCUCCGGUCAACUUCACAGACCUGUUUGUGGAUAUUUUCAAGAGUUCUGUGAAGUCUGAUUCUUCUUCAAACACAAGCUACUGCAGCUGGCCCAGAAUCACAGCUGAUCAGGAUCUCGGAGAUUUCCAGGGAGGGAUGAGAUCUACACAAAUUCAACUGGAGGAGAACAAAGAGCAACUCUGGAGAAAUCAUCAGGAAGAAUCUUAUCAAAAGUACAGCAGACCAACUUUCAAUCCUUCAGUCAAGGAGGAGAAUAGGCUUCUGCCAUCAAGCUUCGUCCCCCAAAUUGAUUCUCCAGCCAGACAAGCCUCCACAGAAGAGAUAAUUAAAUCAUUGGUUGAAACUCAGCAACAGUCUGUGCCAACAGGAUCAAACAUGGGCGCAUAUCAGGGGCUUGAUUUUGCCUCUGGUGCACAGUCUGUGUUCAUGUCUGUGCCACAGACCUUCAGCAACCACAGUGAUCAUACAGACAACACAAUCACAGUGAUGGAGACAGACACAUCAUGCUGUGAACAGCAGGUGGCACAAAUCUUGGAGUUUCCUGGGAAAGCAGCCCAGCACGCAGCAAUCGGCCCCAAAGAAAAAGAAAAGGAGAUAGACAGACUGAAAGAGAAGAAGACUAAAAAACUACAAAAGGCGAAACAGGAAAAGAUAAAAUCUGACUUGCAGCAGAAAAUUCACAUCAGAGAGCUCAAGAUGGCUGAAGUCAGAUCAUUGGAAAUAGACUGCAAGGGUAGUUUGGAUGUUGAAUGGUUGGAAGUCAAUAAUUUCUUCUCAGAGGUGAUUAGAGUUGUGGAGGAUGCUCGAAAGAAAGCCCUUAAGCCUCUGGAGGAGAGGAGACAGAAAGUGAAAGAAGAUGCUCAGGAUAUCAUUCAGAAGCUGCAAAGAGAAAUUGAUGUGCUCAAAAACGCCAUUGCUGAAGCACCCAAAAACCCAGACUUGGAAGUUUCCCCACUAACAGGCCUGAAUGAAUCUACUGACUGGAAAAAUGUACAAGUUGACACUUCACUCUCCUUUGGCACACUGAGAACUACGACUUCAGCCAUGAUGAAGCAAAUUCACGAGGAAAUGGAAAAACUCUCAUCCAUCGAACUCAGGAGGAUUACUAAAUUUGCAGUGGAUGUGAAGCUGGACCCGACUACCGCACACCAAAGCCUUGAAAUUUAUGGUAAUGGGAAAAAAGUGAGAGAUGGUGGAAAGAUGUCGAAAGAUCCUGAUUCUUCGCAGAGGUUUGAUGUUUCUGGAAGUAUCCUGGGGCUCAACAGGCUGUCCUCUGGCAGGGCAUACUGGGAGGUGGAGGUCAGGAACAAGACCGGGUGGGAUCUGGGUGUGGCGAGAUGUGAUGCAAACCGCAAAGGGAAACUCUCAAUCAAUCCUGACAAUGGUUACUGGGCUACUGUACAUUAUGAAGACCAGAAAUAUGCAGCCCUGACUACACCACCCGUGAGCCUUUCGCUUAAAGGGAAACCACAGAAAGUCGGGGUGUUUGUAGAUUACGAGGAAGGUCUCGUGUCCUUUUACGAUGUAACCUCUCAGUCUCACAUCUACUCAUUUACUGAGUGUUUGUUUGGUGGGGAGAUCCUCCCGUACUUCAGUCCACAUCUGAAACAAAAUGAGAAAAACAGCGAUCCUUUGAUUAUCACUGCUGUGCAAAAGCAGCAGUAAUCACAUGCACUGAAUGUGGUAAACAAUAUGUAUGAUUGGGUGUGCAGUAACAGUUUGCUUACCUGCGCAUCGGGCAUUUCAUCAGUCAAAUUUCAACAUUUUUUAUUGCUUUUUAUUAUAACAUGCAUUAAUAAAGAUUCUCUGACUGAGCCAACUCACCGAGUUUUAUUUUUUAUGUACUAUAUUUUCUAACAUUUAACAUUUGAAAAGUAAAAAAUAAGUCAUUCAUACAGCAGUGGAAAUGUAUACAUUUUACAGAAACAAUAUAAACAAUGAAAUAACUAAAUAUAAAUUAGUAACAGGGAAAAAACAAGGCUGUGGGAACUGGGUC